This is a messenger RNA of Akanthomyces muscarius, 900 nucleotides long. RefSeq lists its product as uncharacterized. The record is from RefSeq and is a predicted model, not a curated record. The transcript is spliced from 2 exons. NCBI's taxonomy places the organism in Eukaryota, Fungi, Ascomycota, Sordariomycetes, Hypocreales, Cordycipitaceae. The coding region runs from base 1 to 900 and encodes 299 amino acids.
AUGGCGUCUACCAGUGUCCCGUCGCCCGACGAGAUAACUCACGCCGAGUUCACCUCGCUGCUCAAUGAGUACCCAUCCCUCGUCGACACAAUCUCCAAAUUAAAAGGCUCCAAGUCCGGCCAGAAAACCCUCCAGCAGCUCGACGAGUACCGCUACGGCACCGCCGUCGCCGAAUUUGGCACCUCGACCACUCCCAAGGAGAUGACGCUCGACGACGUCCGGCUCCUCGUGGAGUGGAAGCUCCGCCACGGCAAGUUCCGCCCGAUGCUCAUGGGCCUCGCCUCGUCCAACAAUGCGCCCCUCGCGCGCAAGACAAUUGCCGCCGCCAUCCAAGCGUACCGUCGCGCGGCCGGGCCAUCGGACGCCAGCAGCGUCGCCGCCGCCCUCAAGGAGCUCACGAAGCUCCGCGGCAUCGGCCCCGCCACGGCGUCGCUGCUGCUGAGCGUGCACGAUCCGGAGCGCGUCAUCUUCUUCUCGGAUGAGGCGUUUUACUGGCUGUGCGGUGGCGGCAAGGUGGGCAGCAUCAAUUAUAAUAAUAAAGAGUACGAGAUGCUGCGCGGGAGGGCGGGGGAGCUGGUCAAGAGGCUGGGCGUGAGCGCGACGGAUGUGGAAAAGGUGGCCUAUGUGCUGUUUAAGCGUGACAGAGCUGAUGAUGCUGGGGCGGAUGACAAGGGCGAGGCUGCGCCCAAGGCUGCAAAGACUGCAAAGACUGCAAAAAAUGCAAAGAGCGCAAAGUCUGCAAAGGUGACAGAGGAGCCUGGCAAAGAGUCCAAGAACAAAGGCAAGUCGGCCAAAGAUACCAAGACUGCAAAAGAGGCGUCGGCAAAGAGAAAGAGUACCGCCGUCCAAGAAGACGAGCCGGCACCGGGCACGAGACGGUCGAAACGCGUCAAACAGUAA